Messenger RNA from Venustampulla echinocandica, 909 nucleotides. RefSeq lists its product as uncharacterized. NCBI's taxonomy places the organism in Eukaryota, Fungi, Ascomycota, Leotiomycetes, Helotiales, Pleuroascaceae. The transcript has 2 exons. The coding region runs from base 1 to 909 and encodes 302 amino acids. The record is from RefSeq and is a predicted model, not a curated record.
AUGGCGGAACCCCCAUCCUCAAAAGCUGAAAAACUAGCCCAAUACUUCAUCGAAAAGCGACCGGAAGGCAGCACCAAAAGCUCCCCCAGUCUGCUCGCUCAAAUCGAGCAUCGGAUAAAGCUAGUUUCCUUCUGGGCCAUCGCUCCCGGAUCCAGAGUUCUGGAAAUCGGAUGCGGUCAAGGUGACUGCACCGUAGCUCUGGCCGAUGCAGUAGGAGAGCAUGGACAUGUCGAUGCGGUUGAUCCCGGGGCGCCGGAUUAUGGCGCUCCUUUUACACUCUCUCAAGCACAAUCCCACAUCACGAACUCCGCCCUGGGACCCCGUAUCGCCUUCCACUGUACCACCCCAACGUCGUACAUAGAAUCCUACACUGGCGCUCCAUAUGACUAUAUAGUCCUUUCCCACAGCAUCUACUACUUCUCCAACCCAUCUAUCCUCCCUGAUCUCCUAUCCUCCCUCUCCUCUCUCCCUGCUUAUAACACGCAUCUAUGUAUUGCUGAAUGGUCCCUUCACUCUCGCUCGCAGUCCUCAUCCCCCCACGUCCUCACGGCUCUUUUAUGCUCACUCCUGGAGAGUAAACAGACCGUUGAGUCCAGCGGGAAUAUCCGCACCGUGUUAUCGCCAGAACAGAUCUCUAGGGCGGCGCAGAAAUCGGGUUGGGGGAUGGAGAGGGAGAGUGUUGUGGAGACGGGGGAGGGCAUGCAGGAUGCGUAUUGGGAAGUUAGGGAUUUGAUCCGGAAAAGACAUGGGGAGGGAGGUUUGUUGGCGGGGUUGGAUGGGUUGGGGGAUGCGGAGCGGACGGUAAUUGAAGCCAUGGGAGAUGCUGUUGUUGGUGCUGUUGGUGGCGUCGACGGGGGACUGUCGGGGAUGAGGUGUAUGGAUGUCUGGAUCGGCCGGUUUGUUAGAUAG